CUUUUAGUUAAAACAUGAAGAAUAUAUUAUAUUCAAUAUAUUUAAUAAAUAGGGGCUAAGCAUAUCUUAUUGAUGAAUGGCCCAUGAGAGGUGGAACACAAGAUAGCUGGUGAAAUGGCAAGCUGGUUGCAAGCUAGACCUGGGCUCAACUCUCAUAAGGAUGAGCUCAAGCAGUUGAGUUCAUCUAAAGUUGUUUACCUCAUCCAAGCUCACCUCGGAAUGGGUUGUGAUGAGGAUGAGGAUGAGCAAAAGCAGUUGAGUUCAUCCGAGGUUUACCUCAUCCAAGUUGACCUCGGAAUGGGUUGUCAUGAGGAUGAACUCAAGCAGUUGAGUUCAUCUAAGGUUGUUUACCUCAUCCAAGGUGGUUCACAUCGGACUACCAUCACACUAUUCCCCCUCUGGGAGUCAUCACUUGUGAAUGAUGUGGAGGUUAUCUCGUGCUGCACAUCUUUUAGUUCAUGCUCGACCUCUGCGCCUCGUGUUCAAGUUCUGCACUUCGUGCUUGGCCUCUGCAGCUCGUGGCUGACCUCGGCACUCGUGGUUGACCUCGGCAGCUCAUGUUUGAGCUCUGCACUUCGUGCUCAACCUCUGAAGCUCAUGGCUGACCUCGGCUCUCUGCAGCUCGUGGUUGACCUCAGCAGCUCAUGUUUGAGCUCUACACUUUGUGCUCGACCUUUGAAGCUCAUGGAUGACCUCGGCUUGGUUGACCUCAGCAGCUCGUGUUUGAGCUCUGCAGCUGGUGUUCGUGUUCUGCACCUCGUGGUUGACUUCGGCAGCUUGUGUUUGAGCUUGUCAGCACGCAGCUCAUGCUCCAACAGGGACUUUGCAGCUCGUUAUUGUCGAACUCCCAGGGGGCUAUUUGGGGCAACGUGUAGAUGCUCUCUUCCUUCCACGGAUGGGGAACAAGAGGCUGUUGUAGAUGUGCAUGGUGUGUUCACGGGUAAAUUCUUCGCGCCUCCAAAUGGUUCGGUGAUGCGAUGUGGGCAGUUGAAUGCCUCUGCUCUCAACUGAGCAUGAGAUGAGACUGCUGGCUUUUCAAAGCAGCAUGUGUUUUCCUGGUAGUGGUUUAACUGUCAUCCUGAAGGGUGGUGUCCAGUCCCUCUAGAACUUCCAUCUUUAACACUACCAUCAGCUUUUUCUGUCAUUGGAACCAUAGAUUUUUGCUCCCUAACAACUGAUUAGAGGGAUUUAAUUUGCUACUGGCAAGCUGCCCAGUCAGGGACUUAUC
This is a messenger RNA of Rubroshorea leprosula, 1228 nucleotides long. The record is from the annotation of a GenBank genome assembly. NCBI's taxonomy places the organism in Eukaryota, Viridiplantae, Streptophyta, Magnoliopsida, Malvales, Dipterocarpaceae.